Mytilus trossulus (common blue mussel) is the source of this 1308-nucleotide messenger RNA. RefSeq lists its product as uncharacterized. The record is from RefSeq and is a predicted model, not a curated record. The transcript has 3 exons. Bases 1 to 942 code for a protein of 313 amino acids. Lineage: Eukaryota; Metazoa; Mollusca; Bivalvia; Mytilida; Mytilidae.
AUGCCUUGGUUACUAAUUGCAAUAUUUAAUAGCCGAUGUGUUAAUACGCACAAUAAUUUCCUUACAGUAGAUAAUACUAGUAAAACAAGCGAUGCCAGUGUUACAAUCGCUACCAGGUACACAAGAGAUGGAAGUAAAGAAAUUGACACAACUUUGAUAAGUGAUACAAGUGAUACAAGUGGUACAGUUGAUAGCAGUGAUACCACUACAGUUGAUAUCAGUAAUGUCAUUAAUACAGGUGAUACCAGUGAUGCCAAUGAUACCAGUGAUGCAGGUAUGAUUGUAGGCUUAAUUAUUGGUGGUUUAUUACUGGCUUGUGUUGUUAUUGUGACUAUUGUUUUUAUUAGAAGGCAUAUAUUUAAGCGCAGACCCAGAGAAAAAAUAAGAAACAAUCUCAGAGAAAAUGACUAUAUUGGAACUCAAGAUAUAGCUUUACCACUAACCGCUAAUGAAUCAGGUUGCAUACAAACUGAUGGCAAAAAUACCAAUACUGCAUAUACAGUGCGUUGGAACACAACUGUAUCAGACAAUUCAACUCUUAGUGAUCAUAGAUAUUCCAUUGUUGAUCAGACACCUGAAACAACAUUAAAUGAGACAAAAGACGGAAAAGGAACUACAGACAGUUAUAUGAUAUUAGAUCCGUCUGCCACAGGUUUCAAUAGAACAAAAUUGCCUAACACUUAUGAGUUUGCAAAGCCUGUUAUUGAUGCAGAAAACAACAUUGGCGACGAUGAUCAAUACGCUUUAUCUGAGGAAGGAGUCUACGACCAUUCCGGAAAUAAUCGUCACAAAGAAUCAGAGGUUAACAUUUAUAACCAUGCUGUUGAUACUAUUUACGACUGUGGAAGCCACAAAAGAAAAGAAGAAGGAAGGGAAGAUACAUAUGAUCAUUUCUUUGGACAUAAAACUGAAGAUGAUUAUGAUAUAUCAACAACGACAUGAACCCAAGCAAUAGAGACAUGUUACAUACAUUUAUAUGUAGAUAUUUCGUAUGUUGAUCGUAAAAAUUUUGUUUUCAUUUUCAAAAGAAGUAUAAAUGUAUAUAGUUACAAAACAGGUGACACUUUGUAAAUAUAUAUUGCGUACUAGUUAAAGAAUAUUUUGUUCAUGCUAAAUGUCUUCAGAUGUGUCAUCAAACACAGUUUUCAUUGCAAUAUGUAAGGUACGAUCAAUGUGUUCUUUGGCCAUCAUUUCAAUGUAUCGUGAAAUGUUUGUAAAUUAAGGUCUUAUGCAUUUAUAGCUUUACAAGAGACAGGAAAAUGCCAUGAAAAUAGAUUUUCGUUGGCGCUAAAGACAAUUACAAUUAUC